UACUACUCACACUACUCAUGCAUUUACUUCUUACCUCCUCUAUAUAUUAAGCCAAAUCGUAGCACCAUGAGUACGACGUCCAUCUUAAUCUAAACCUAGAAGCACAAACAAAGAGAAAAAGGAACAAAAGAGGCAGAAGAAUGGCUAUAUUUUCCAGAAAUAGCCUCACUCGAAGCACUACUGCUACAUUGCUCUUCCUCAUCUCCUUCCUUACAUUAAGCCAAUCACAAUUAACUCCGCCUAGUCCUUCAACCCCCACCAUGGCAGAAUGUGGACCACGCCUUCUUGUACUGGCUCCGUGUGCCCCAUUUGUGCAGGGGCAGUCUCCAGGGCCAAGUGUUCAGUGCUGUAAUAACCUCCUGCAAGUGUACAACCUGGAGCGAGGUUGCCUCUGCCUCUUUCUCAAUGGCACUGCCUUGGCCUCUCUCCCUAUCAACAACACCCUUGCUCUUCAGUUGCCUGGCCUCUGCAAUCCACAGAUUGACCCUUCCACUUGCUCAGCUUCAGGAGGAUCUCCAUCUCCUGCAAUAUCAGCAGCUCCAACAUCACCAAAUUCUCCAGCUACACUCACAAGGAAUCCAACUGCUGAUGCCGCAGGAGCUCCAACCAUUACUAUUGCACCAAGGCCAAGCACUGUCAGAUUUGGGUUGAAGAGUAGCUCAGCUUACAAGUUGGCCAGCUGUCAAUGGGGAAUUGCAGUAGCAGUGAUCUUUCUAUCGUUAGAAAAGUUACUCUGAUGAGAUUAGUCACAGAAGAAUUGUAGGUUUAUUUUAAUUACGACUGCAGGUCAAUGAAGUAACCGAUGAUAUACUGACUAGUAGUUUAUUUACAGCUAGGGAUAUUUUAGCAAGACAGUAUUUCUUUGUCCGUUGUAUGGUUUUAUCCUAUUUCAGUAAUCCUUUAUUUACAUUACAGGGAUUUACCUUUUCAAAGUAGUUUAGAUGUUACAAAUGGAAAAUAAAAUUAUACCAGAAGAAUAGAAACUAAAAUCUAAAUACUGAUUUAAUGCCACUAAGAGCUAAAAUGAAGAUUACUGAGUAAUAAAAAGUACUUCGUAAAAAACUUCAAAAGAGUUUCCGAUUAAUAAUUUACCAAACCGCAGUGACUUGCAGCAGCAAGCACAGCCACUGUCAAAGAAAAUUCAAAAGCAAUUGUGCUUGCAGGAUAACCAUCCCUUUUUUUUUUUUUUUUUUUUUUUUUUUAAUUAGCAAUCCCUUCUAUUUCAUCUAGUCUGAAAGCAGAUAUCUUCAAUAAAUCUGAGACAAAAUAUAGCAGAAAAACAGGAAUUUACCUUUUAGUUUCAAUAAUACAUAAUUAUCUCAUGAUAUAAUAGAAAAAACAACAAAUAAACCCUAUAAAAGGUCCAAACGAAAUAGAGAAAUCAGUAAUUAAGUCCAACCCGAAAAACAGCAAAGGGAAGAUAAAUUAGAGCCUGAUUAGUGACACUUAACUAUUAUAAUCAGCAGUGAUGGAGUUGGUGCUUGUAUGGUCACAAUCUCUUGUACAUUGUAUGCACUUGCUUGAGCCAUAAAGCAAUCAAGAGCUGCAGCAUAAAAAAUUAUGUGCAGCUGCAGUGCUGCACAGGCACAUAAUACUAGAUAUUUUAUGUUCUUUAAUUCCAGUACAUCUUUCUCAAACAUUAUAUAUACCGGUAAAAUAGGGAGAUAAUUUACUCUGAAACCCUAUGUUGCAAUUUG
Messenger RNA from Chenopodium quinoa (quinoa), 1697 nucleotides. Its product is annotated as protein 108-like. NCBI's taxonomy places the organism in Eukaryota, Viridiplantae, Streptophyta, Magnoliopsida, Caryophyllales, Amaranthaceae. The coding region runs from base 141 to 737 and encodes 198 amino acids. The record is from RefSeq and is a predicted model, not a curated record. The transcript has 3 exons.